AUGGGUUGCUCUCGGCAAACGAGUCGAAACAGAGCACUCUCCUCUGUUUCCACACUUGUCCUAUGUUUCGUCCUAUGCAUCUCCGAGCCUUCGAACGUCAAAUCUUCACCGGUUUUUGCCUGUGACGUCUCCGGAAACCCUUCCCUCGCCGGGUUUGGAUUCUGCAUCACGGGUUUGAAGGCUGAAGCCCGAGUCACCGAUCUUGUCGGAAGAUUGACGUUGGAGGAGAAAAUCGGUUUUUUGGUGAGCCAAGCCAACGGUGUGAGCCGUCUUGGGAUUCCGGCUUACAGCUGGUGGUCGGAGGCACUUCACGGCGUCUCUAAUCAAGGAGGUGGUGUUAAAUUCUCCGACCAAGUCCCUGGCGCCACUAGCUUCCCUCAAGUCAUACUUACCGCUGCGUCCUUCAAUGAAUCUCUGAUCCAAGCCAUUGGCAAGGCUGUGUCGACGGAGGCGAGGGCAAUGUACAAUGUGGGAUUAGCCGGAUUAACGUUUUGGUCACCGAAUGUAAACAUAUUUCGAGACCCUAGAUGGGGAAGAGGACAAGAGACUCCCGGCGAGGAUCCUACGCUCACAAGCAAAUACGCGGUGGCUUAUGUUAAGGGUCUUCAGGAGACUGACGGCGGAGAUCCUAACCGUCUUAAGGUCGCCGCUUGCUGCAAACACUACACCGCCUAUGACGUUGACAAUUGGAAAGAUGUCCACCGUUUCACUUUCAACGCCGUGGUGAACCAACAAGAUAUGGAUGAUACGUUUCAACCACCGUUCAAGAGCUGUGUGGUUGAUGCCAAUGUUGCUAGUGUCAUGUGUUCUUACAACCAAGUUAACGGUAAACCGACAUGCGCUGAUCCUGAUCUGCUUUCCGGUGUGAUCCGCCGACAGUGGAAGUUAAACGGGUACAUAGUUUCGGAUUGUGAUUCAGUAGAAGUGGUGUACAAGAACCAACACUAUACCAAGACCCCAGAGGAAGCUGUGGCCAAAUCUAUAUUGGCAGGUUUGGACUUGGAUUGUGGUAGUUUCAGUGGUCAACAUGCGAUGGAAGCGGUGAAGGCAGGUUUGGUAAACGAGUCAGCUAUCGACAAAGCGAUUUCAAACAAUUUUGCGACUCUGAUGCGUUUAGGAUUCUUCGAUGGUGAUCCCAAGAAGCAGCUCUACGGUGAUCUUGGUCCGAAAGACGUUUGCUCGGUUGAGAACCAAGAACUCGCUAGAGAAGCCGCAAGGCAAGGCAUUGUCUUGCUCAAGAACUCUGCUGGUUCGCUUCCGCUCUCACCUUCUUCGAUCAAAACGCUAGCUGUGAUCGGACCAAACGCCAAUGCCACCGUAACGAUGAUCGGAAACUACAAUGGAACACCGUGCAAGUACACAACGCCGCUUCAGGGGCUGGCGGCAACGGUUUCGGCGACGUAUCAUCCGGGCUGUUCUAACAUGGCGUGCGCAGAGGCGGAUUUAGACUCAGCCACGGCUCUGGCUGCUUCUACGGAUGCGGUUGUGCUCUUGAUGGGCACGAAUCUAUCAAUUGAGAACGAGGACCUUGACCGGCUCGACCUGAAUCUUCCCGGAAAACAGCAAGAGCUUGUGACUCAGGUUGCUAAGGCGGCGAAAGGACCGGUGGUGCUAGCCAUUAUGUCCGGUGGGGGAUUCGACAUUACCUUCGCCAAGAACGACGAGAAGAUCACAAGCAUUUUGUGGGUCGGGUUUCCUGGUGAAGCCGGUGGCCUCGCCAUUGCUGACGUCAUCUUCGGUCGUUAUAAUCCUGGCGGAAAGUUGCCGAUGACUUGGUAUCCUCAGUCGUAUGUGGAGAAGGUUCCGAUGUCGAAUAUGAACAUGAGACCCGACGAAUCAACCGGAUAUCCGGGUCGAACUUACAGGUUUUACGCCGGGGAAACCGUGUACGCCUUCGGAGACGGGAUGAGCUACACUCAAUUCGACCAUCGGCUAAUCAGAGCCCCGCGACUAGUCUCUCUCCGUCUUGACGAGAGCCACCAUUGCCGAUCGUCGGAGUGUCAAUCACUGGACUCGAUCGGACCGCACUGCGAGAGCGCCGCCGAGGGAGGAUCUGAGUUCGAAGUCCAGCUAAACGUAAGGAACGCCGGAGACAGAGAGGGGAGCCACACGGUGUUUCUGUUCACGACGCCGCCGGCUGUACACAGAUCGCCGAUUAAGCAUCUGCUAAGGUUCGAGAAGGUUCGUCUGGGGAAGAAUGAAGAGGCGGUGGUUAAAUUUAAGGUCAAUGUGUGUAAGGAUCUGAGUGUUGUUGAUGAAAUCGGGAACAGGAAGAUCGCUUUGGGCGAACAUCUUCUCCAUGUGGGAAGCUUGAAACAUUCCUUAAACAUUAGGGUCUGA
Molecule: messenger RNA, 2340 nt
Organism: Microthlaspi erraticum
Lineage: Eukaryota; Viridiplantae; Streptophyta; Magnoliopsida; Brassicales; Brassicaceae
Source: the annotation of a GenBank genome assembly